Messenger RNA from Nicrophorus vespilloides, 1570 nucleotides. RefSeq names its product D-xylose-proton symporter-like. Bases 1 to 1515 code for a protein of 504 amino acids. The transcript has 10 exons. NCBI's taxonomy places the organism in Eukaryota, Metazoa, Arthropoda, Insecta, Coleoptera, Silphidae. Gene Ontology annotation, biological process: transmembrane transport. Gene Ontology annotation, molecular function: transmembrane transporter activity. The record is from RefSeq and is a predicted model, not a curated record.
AUGUCAGUACUUCCGUACGCACCGGCCGGGAUGUCAAACUUCGAGGACGCUCUGCUGAAGACGGGAUGGGGUCUCUACAGCAAGUUCCUGGUCGGAUUCACCGCCUCCUGCUUCUUCGCAAAUGCGAUGGCCUUCAUGAGUCUGCACAUUUACAUGCCCCUUAUCACGUGCGACAUCGCGAUGUCCGAGAACACGAUCCUCAACAUCCACGUAUCCACUUCUUUGGGCAUGGCAUUCGGAGGUUUCUUCUUGAGCAGCACUUCCGAUGUUGUCGGCCGCAAGGGUAUCAUCUCCCUUAGCUUAAUGUUCGUGUUUAUCGGCGCUUUGGCAUCCAGUUUCACUUUCGGCAUCUUCACCAUAAUGUUUGCCCAAUUCGCACUUGGAACAGGGUUAGUGGCAAAUUGGAAUGUGACGAAAAUUCUAUUGAUCGAGGUUUUACCCAUUUACAAGCGAUCGAAAAGCAUAAUAUUCUUAGAUAUCUUCGCGAGAUUGGGAACGAUCGUCGCUGUCCUAAUUUCAUUUAGCUGUAUGCCAGUGGUGAUCGAAUACAGAGGUAGUUCUGCUCGUUUGGUCAGCUGGAGAUUGCUGUACGGCUUUACAGGCUUCAUCAGCGUCUUCACAGCCUGUGUAUCGGCCUUAAUACUGGAAAGUCCAAGAUAUUUGGUCUACGAGAAUAGACCAGCUCAAGCUAUCUUCAUACUUAGCGAAAUCUUUGCCAUCAACAAAUCGAAGCUUGCCACAGGAUAUCCGUUAACUGACGUGGAUCUUCAGGGCAAGAUUGCGAAUUUCGGAAUAAACACUGAAAGAGACAUACCGCAUACGUUCUCCUCGAGGAGGUGUUUUAUAAUACUGAAGCGCGUGAGGAAAUCGAUGAUUAUUUUGAUGACUAAACAAUUCUGCGGAUCAAUCAUGCUCUGUUCGAUUCUGAAAUUGGCCACUUGUUUGGGUUUGUUCCUGUUAAUGAUGAUGUUGACAAAGACGAUGGUCUAUAAUGAUGCGUGCCUCCUCGACGGGAUGAAUUGGCUGCAUUUCGAGCAUCCGCUCUACAGGGACUGCAAGGAUUACAACGUCGACAUCAGCAUGUAUAGAGAUUUCCUAGUGCUCGCAUCCGUGAGCGUCGUCGGACACGUGAUGACCAUCGUCUUCGUUUCGUACGUGGACCGGAAAUAUCUGGUCUUUUCUGGGUUAUUUUUAUCAGGACUCCUGAUGUUGUCCUUGUCUUUCAUCGGGUCCAGCUACACGGCCCGAUUUGUCAUCUCGUGCGUCGCGGUCAUCGGAUUCGCCACAGCUGAUUCGGCGCUCAAUGUUUUGACUAUAGAAAUGUUCCCCACUGCAAUAAGAGGAACUUCUUUAGGCGAAAUUGAAAUUUUGAAGCAUGUGGCUGUGACGCUUCUGGAACGGUUCAUGGUAGUACAGUGUAAAUGGAUAUUCGUAGUCUUUGCAGCACUUCUUGAAGUUGGUGCAAUAUUUUCUCUGGCUUUACCGAAACUGAAGAAACGCGCUCUGUAUGAUUAAUGGCGUGGAUUGACCAGGAGCUGCAGGGAUCACAGACGCUGCUGCAUAAAUAACA